UUGUUGUGGCGGCAUUUCGUUGUUAGCGAUUUUGUUUUGCUGAUUUAACUAAGUUUACGCUGGAAAAAAUUAUUAGCAAAUGAAGCGCCACAAUGCCGAACAGCGCAAAAAAGUCGGAGGCCACAAGGAGCACUAGCUCCACUCCACGAAGACCACGGAAGCGCCGUCGUGUGGACCGCCAGAGCCUGGACUCGCAGGUGGACGAGGAUGCCAGGGAGAUCGAUCGCCGGCUGCGGAAAGUGGCCAAGGAGAACUCCAUCAGCACCGAGGACAUGCAAAAGGUGGUCCGGAAGGUGGUGCGCAACGAUCACGUGCUGGCCUUGGUCACCCUGAAGGCGGAAGACGAGCUGGCGCGGGAAAAGAAGUUGGAGUCGGCAGAGCAGCAGAAACGGGGUGCCAUCAUCAUUACGGACACUCCAUCCGUGCCAAAACUCACCCGAGCCAAGGCCCGGGAGCUCAACUGCACACCCGGCAUCUCCCUGCCCCAGCUCAAUGAGACUCCCACCGACAAUGAGGGCAUAGAGGCUCUAAUACGGGAGGACUUGCACUCCGACGAGGAAGACGAGGAGUACACCUUCAAGGAGGAGGAUUUCUCCGAUGAUGAUCCCAGCACCACAGCCUCGGAUUUCGACUCCAAUCCGUGCACACCUCAAACUCCGCUCACUGCAAAUGAGGAAUCUCCUGUAAAGUUCUCCGAAGAUGGCUGCUUUAAGGUGCCUUUGGAUAAAAGUCUGCUCGACAAGGAGGACCUACGCAUUGCUACCAGAACCCGCUCCAAAUUCUGUCUGCAGCAGACUACCAUCGAGGAUUUGCAGUCCGAAUUUGUCCCGCCUGACGUGGAACCGGGGGAUGUGGUGGAGAACGAAAUGACUGCCACCGAUGCGGACUGGAUGCAGUUCCUAAAUGAUUUUACAAAGCCGCUGAACAACACAAUACUGGGUGACGAGGAUGAUCCCAUUAACGAUCCGGAAUACAUAGCCGCCGAUCAUUUGGAGUCGGAGUAUGAGAAUGCCGAGGAGCUGCGCGAUGUCAACAUAUCCAAAAAGGAGUUGACUGACCUGGUCUCUGAGCUAUUUGCUGGCCUCCUGCAAGAGGGUGUCUCUUUGGAGUCGAUUGAAUUGGAAACACCUCAAAAGUUCAUUGAAAGUGCCAAUCUUUCGAUGGUUCCCAUUGAUCAGAUUACCCGAAACAUCGAUUUUGAUGAUCAGGCUGUGAUUAAUGGCCACCAGCCGGAUCAUCAAGUAUUCGAAGCAACUGUAAUACCCGCAGAGAGCAAUAUGGGUAUGGUAAUGCCCGUUCCUGUGGCUGUGAUGCAGGAUAACAACAUGCAAAAUGGUCCUGAAGGAUCGCCCUGUAAAGUGGUUAACAUUUCAUCCAGUGCUUUGAGUGCUCCACCCGAACUUAUAGCUGUUCCUAUACCUGGACAACCCGAUUGCUUCCAACUCGCUAAAGUUGUUCACGAUAAUUCCACUUUGGUUAAUUAUCCGUUGACAGAAGAAUCUCUCCAGACUUUCUCUAACUUGGAACCAAUUCAACCGCCAAUUGUGCCAAAAAGCAACGAAGAUCGUUAUAAAAAACCAUUUGACACAAACUUCACAUGGGAAUACAUAUCGGUGAAGAAACAUAUAUACUCGGAGUAUGAAGAUCAGUUUGAGAACCUGCGAAACAUGCAGCCAUCCGACAUGAAUCACCUCGCCAGGAGCAAGGGAUUCACCCGGUCCCAGCAUGACAUGCUUCAGCAGCAGCUUCGAAUACACACCCAGAUGCUCAGUCAGAGUUAUCUGCAAACCUACUCCCAUCCCACGUUGUACCCCAUGGCCAAGAAGCCCAGGGAAAUGCUGGAAGAUCUCCACAAAAAGGCCACUAAAGAUGCCAGCUUUAAUUGCUGGAAUCUUAACGAGGCUGUCCAGCUGGUUAGGCAGUGGGAGCGCGAUCUGUGCAGUGAUGAGUUCAAGGAGGAGAACGAAAAGAUGAUGGAGUUCAUCAACAAGGAAACUGAUUUGACAGAUGGCCAUACAAGGCAGGUUCCCAGGCUGGCGCCUCGCAUCAUGGAUCUCAUGUUGGAUAGCCGGGUGUUUAUGUAUCCCCAGUACUUACCACGCAUGGCAUUUCAACCCAAACUGACGCAGGUCACCGCCUAUGCACCCUCUGAAUAUCAGCUUAUUGCUAUUGGUCUUGAGAAGCACAUGACGAUGAUUGGAAAGGCCAAAAGACCACUACGCAAAGGGGCAGAUCCCAUAAGGGUUGCCUGUAAACGAAUGGCCAAGGAUACGAUAUAUGGCAAGACAGCCCGUCGGAUUUUCAUGAAGAUCACUGAGCUGCGCAACUCAAAGCAGUACAACCCAGUAAAAUACUUCCUGGAACGCGAUCGAGCCCCGCCCGCCAACCACAUCCUUUGGGGCUUCGAGGGUGGAGUAGUGAGAACGCCACGAGAACGUCACCAGGAGCUGCCCAGUGGCUGGCAAUACUACAUUGAGAAAUCCUGGGACCAAAAGCGCACCCGCCGAUACUUCAAGCCCACGAAAGCGUCCUCGGUUGCCAGUGCCUCGUACUUGGAGUUUGUGCGCGAGGCUGUCGGCGAGGAUCUGCUGCUGCCAGACAGUUUUGGUCGGGCGGCAAUCCCUGAUGGCAGUGCUGCUGGCUCGGAACCGCCCAAGGAUUGCAAACCAAAGAGGAAGCCAGCCCAGAGAAAGCCCCGUCCGGCGGAGCAGCCCUCGCAGCUCACCAUCAAUGUGAAUUAUGUCUUUGGCGGCGAUGCCAGCGCCGGAAACCUUCUUGGAGUCUCUGGGGUCUCCGUGCCCCUUGUGCCCGGCGGAAGUCUGGCGGAGAAUGUGCUGAACAUCAACCGUAGCCUGUACACCAGCGCCGACUGCAGUGGUCUCCUGGCCUUGCCUCCAGCUCCGCCGCCUCUGGCCGACGACGCUCCGCAAGCCAUCAACUACAGAGUAGACGAGCUCACACACAGUCUGCAAAUCUGCGAGGUGGAGGAAUCCACCAGUGUGGCAGUACAGCAGGAUCUGUUGCCCAAGCAGCAGGAUAGCAGCACCACCUCCUCUGCAGGUAAAACUGCCAAGAGGGCGCGUUACCAAAUCUUUAAGCCAAAGGUUCAAUCCGCCUAUAAAUCGCGAAAGGGAUCAUCGUCAGCCCGCAGUCGCUACCAUAAAUUGCGCGAACGUUUGCGCCAUAAACUGAGCAAGCGCUGCCAUUCGCUAAUCACCACCUACGAGUCCUACCUGCGUCAGCGCAGGGAGAAAUUUAAAGACUGCGAGUUGCUGCAGCACGUGCACACUCGUUUUCUGGCUCUCGAGCUGUACACCCAACUGCUGGUCGACCUAAAGAUGUUCUGCAGCAACACCAGCGCCAAAGCGACAACGGCCACGCAGCCAAAGAGAUCCAGGGGCGAUGACGAGGCGGCAAAGCUCAGGAGGGCCAAUCGGCAGGAGGAGAUGCUGCGCCACAUGCUUCAGCCGGACUCUCCAGAAGAACGCAAUCGCAAGGAUGCUAUUUUUGCAUUAAAUUUCUACGACAAAGUUGAGGAAGCCCUGCUAAACGCCGAUCGCAUAGACGAUUGCAGGAAAUUCAAUAAUCUCCUGCAGAACUUCGAUCCCAGGCGGGAAAAAGUUUCUGCUCUGUAUUUGAAAGUGGAAGAAAUUCUGCUGCCCCAUCACCCCGAGCUGGCUGAGGUGUUUCUUAACUUUCUGCUACCUGCCGAGGCCGCUGAGAUAGGCAAAUUCUUCGAGCACUUUAUGAUAAGCAACGCUACCAAUUUCAUCAACAAACUCAACAUUUAUUUCUGCAAGCAGCCCGCUCAGAUUAGAAAGAUUUAUGCCUGCCUCAGCGAGUUGGCGGAAUUGCCCAAUGUGAGCAUGAAGAAGGUUGAGAAUAAGAUAAUGCCCUUGCUCAAGGGCAAUCAGUUUCUGGUCGAUUGGUUUGUGCAGCAGUUUCCGCAGGGAAAGCCACCGAAAAGAAUCCUGUCUCCUGUGGAGACCAUAAAUCUGCAUGAUGUGCAGAACAACACUACGGGGGAAUAUACGGAAACGAUUCAAGAAUUUGUGGAUGUACCCACGCCAAGUAAACCUGGUUGUCAUCUAAAAUAUAUUAAUGGUCGGAUAUUUUAUGGGACCAAGAUCCUGUUGCCUGCCAAGCUUUCUUUUAUGGCUGCCAGCAUUUACAAUGAACAAUCUCAUGACGUGCCAACGGUCUCCGGUGAACCCGUGACCUGCGCCCAUGGUAUUCGUGCCCAGGGCGAGAAGCUUCUCAGUCUGGCGGCCAAUGCAGAUAGCGACGAUGCUGCGGAUCGGAGUGAGGAGGAUGAUGCCAGCCGUGCUCUGAUUAUUGACACAACAGGUGAUGAGCAGAACAGCUGCUCAUCCGUCGAGAUGUGCGAUGAGGCGGGCUUAAGAGCGCAUGCUAUCCGAUUAAAUGCCAGCUUGUACACAAACUCCAGCUUCAGUAACGCAGCAACCAGCACGCCGAAUAUGACAAACUCUCAUGGGCACCAUCACCCAAACGCUAAGAAAACUGCCAUAAACUUUGGUGAAAUAUCCCCCCGCAAGCAAUCGGCAUUUAACAACUCGGGAUUGAGUCCGUUAUUGGGUACGGCCAACAAUUCUCCCCAAGUCGACAAACGAAAGUCACCCACCAAGAAGGUCCGAUCGCCUCUCAAUCAAUCCCAGGCCAGACAACGUGCCAACAAUCAGCCAAUGGUGGUGAUCCAUGAUUCACAGCCUUCAUCCUCGCCCGCCAUAGAGUGCGCCAAACGUUUGCGCACGCUGAUUGAUCAAGAAAGUGUCCGGGAUGCGGCUGAUACAAAGGCGGGCAUACGGAUUAUUGCACAAGCGAAGGAGCAGCCAGCAAUCCGCCGUAGUCCUGCAACUGUUACGAAGAUUGAGCCUGAGCUUGAGAACCAGGAGGAUGGGUCCGAAGUGCCAGUCUUUACGCCGUUCAAAAUGGAUAUGGAUCAGUCGGAGGAGGAGCUAGAGCCACUACUAGUGAGUGCAGGCAACACGCCGCAGCAUGUGAUCACCACGCAGUUCGAUAGCGACGAGGACUGCAAGCUGGAUGUGGUGGCCACGCUAGCCAGCUGCACUCCUGCCGAAGAUCCAGCAACUGCAGCAUCUACAUCAACUGCCAGCACAACACAAACUGAGUCUGGUAGCUCCCACUCGGCUGCCUGGACUCGUGAAGAGGACAAAGUAAUACUUAUCGAAAUGAAAAUGGGGGCACGCGAUCGAGAGCAGCUCAUUCGACGUAUGUGCGCCAAGCUGAAGCACCGCAGCAUAGGCGAAUUACGUGGACGCCAUCAGUUUCUCAUGGAUUUUCUUUCCAAGUUGCAGGGAAAAUAGGAUUGUCUGAAUUAUUAUGUGUAUUAUAGCUCGAGCUGAAAUAGGUUACUUAUAAUAACUAAGCUGUAUAUAAACGAAGACAUCACAUAGGUUUACGCAUGAUUCAAGAAUGAAAUUAUGAAACGCAGUUAUUGAAGGAUUGUAUGUACUGAAAUAAUUAUUUAAAAAUUCUCCCUAAAAAUAGUAUACAAUUGAGUAUUUUGAAAUUUACUUUAAGUUCAAUUUUACUGAUUUAAGGAAAAGGCCAAAGCGUAUACGUUACUUAAAUUAAAGCCUUGUUUGCAUUGAAUUGCUCUUUAAAA
Messenger RNA from Drosophila biarmipes, 5647 nucleotides. RefSeq lists its product as uncharacterized. The coding region runs from base 93 to 5345 and encodes 1750 amino acids. NCBI's taxonomy places the organism in Eukaryota, Metazoa, Arthropoda, Insecta, Diptera, Drosophilidae. Gene Ontology annotation, molecular function: transcription coregulator activity. Gene Ontology annotation, biological process: regulation of DNA-templated transcription. The record is from RefSeq and is a predicted model, not a curated record. The transcript has 8 exons. Gene Ontology annotation, cellular component: nucleus.